AAGGGCAGAUUCGAAAUUUCAACAAAACAUAUAUAAAUGCGUCGAUUUUGUAUAUGAUUUCGAAUUAAUUAUGAAAGUCAGUUUCAAUUAGGGAAACUACUUUAUAAGUAAAGUACUAGUACCAGUGAUUUUCGAAUAAUACAAAAUGAUGGAUGUCGGUGCCUCUAUGGUGGACACCUGUCCUGGAAACCUACAAGGUUUAACCAGUUACUUAUUUAUUACUUUAAUAAACAGUUUGUUCGGAUCAAAAUGUAAACUUGGUGCUAGAGAAUUGUACAACGAUGAUUACGCUCCGAAACUUCGAGAUGGCGACGAAUUCGAUUUCAUAGUCAUAGGAUCAGGAUCCGCAGGGUCCGUUGUAUCCAAUAAAUUGAGCGAGAACAAGAAUUGGAAAGUCCUGGUUUUGGAAGCUGGAGGAUAUCCUUCAGCUCUCAGCGAUAUUCCAGGUCUGAUGUUUUUCCUUCACGGCACUGACGAAGAUUGGCAAUACAAAACUGAACCUACGACAAAAUCUUGUUUGGGUUUCAAAAACGGUCAAUGUAGUUGGCCUAGGGGAAAAGUUUUCGGGGGUACUAGCGUAUUUAAUGCUAUGUUAUACAUAAAAGGAUACAAGAAGGAUUACGACCAAUGGGCGCAGCUUGGAAAUACCGGUUGGGACUGGGAAACCGUCAGACAUUAUUUCAAAAAAAUUGAAAAUGUACAGGAUCCCAACGCCAGCGACCAGUACGGAAGGAAUGGUUAUAUGAUGUUAUCUAAAAUUAGCAUAGUUUUAGGAGAAAUGCUUGUGAAAGCGAUGCGAGAAGCUUUCGAAAAUAUGGGAUAUUCCAGUUUACAAGAAGAAGAACCAGCUUAUCCCAUGGGAACGUUAGAAGCAUAUCAAUGUAACAAAGACGGAGUGAGAUAUAAUGCAGCUAAAGCAUUUUUGGGAAAAGUUAAAGAACGUCCAAAUCUAUUCACUUCUCUACAUUCUUUCGUUAACAAAAUAUUAAUAGAUCCAUCCACUAAAACAGCGACCGGCGUCGAGGUUAAAAUCGGUGGAAAGAUAUUGAAAUUGAAGGCUAAGAAGGAGGUUAUCCUAUCCGCUGGUUCCAUCAAUUCCCCACAAAUUCUCAUGUUAUCAGGUAUAGGACCCAAGGAGCAUUUGGAAAGUUUAAAUAUAAAGGUAUUAAAAGAUGCUCCUGUUGGUUACAAUUUAGAAGAUCAUAUGAUCAAUAUAGGAACGUUCGUAACAUUCUCUCCAGAAUGUUGUAAAGCAGAAACUUUCCAAGAUCAACUAUAUCAAUACUUUAUGUAUCAAAAGGGAUUCUUAGCUACGUCUGGUAUAAUGAACUUCUGGAAUUUCUUUAAUACGAGAAACGAUUCCCAUUAUCCUAACAUUCAGAAUCACUAUUUCUUCUAUCCAUUGAACCAUCAACACUACCUGGAACAGUUCUUGAAGUCUGCGGGUGUUAAACCGGAAAUUGUAGGAGAUAGUAUGGAGUAUAUCAAACGUCGUCCGAGUGUAAUUGUAGGUAAUACGCUUAUGAACCCCAAAUCUAAGGGAAGAUUAACAUUGAAGAGCAGCAAUCCCGAAGAUAAACCCAUUAUUGAAUCGGGAUACUUCACCGAUGCAGAGGAUGAUGAUCUGCAAGUUCUACUUGAAAGUAUCAGAUUCGUGGAAAAAAUGAUGCAGACGCCUCCAUUGAACAAAUUCGAUCCACAAAUAUUGAGACUGAACCUCCCUGAUUGUGAUAAAUAUGAAUAUCGUUCGGACGAUUAUUGGAAGUGCUCUUUGAGACAUCUCACCACGACUCUCUACCAUCCAACAGGAACAUGUAAAAUGGGACCUGCUGGUGAUAAAACUGCUGUGGUAGAUCCUAAAUUGAAAGUACAUGGUAUUAAAAAUCUGCGAGUAGCCGAUGCUAGCAUUAUGCCGAUAAUAGUUAGUGCUAAUACGCAUGCUCCGUCCAUGAUGAUUGGUCAUAAAGCCGGUGUGAUGAUCACAGAGCAAUGGUCGAAUCAGAAAACAGAAUUGUAAUUAUGAAGAAAAAAAGACUUAUAGAUCAUUAGAUUUAUAAUAAAAUUAAGUAUAAAAAAUUGA
Molecule: messenger RNA, 2080 nt
Organism: Diorhabda carinulata
Lineage: Eukaryota; Metazoa; Arthropoda; Insecta; Coleoptera; Chrysomelidae
Product: glucose dehydrogenase [FAD, quinone]-like
Exons: 4
Coding region: 146-2017 (623 amino acids)
Molecular function (GO): flavin adenine dinucleotide binding; oxidoreductase activity, acting on CH-OH group of donors
Source: RefSeq, a predicted model, not a curated record